AUGGGUAUGGACCUUGAGGAGUUCAAUGUGAAGACGCUGUAUGACAAGCUGGAGGACCAGAAUCUUCACGUGGCAUCCCAGCUGGCCCGGCACCGCAAGGACACACAGGAGUUCUACAGGAACAUAUGCCAACAGACAGACGCACUCAGGGACACUCUUGAGAACAUGGGUCCAGAGAAGCUGAAGCAGCUGAAGGAGAUUGUGCAGCUCCACAGCAAACAGAGUGAUGUCCUCUGCAACGGACUGGGACCCUACGCAGCAGCUUUCAGCAAAGACUCCCUGCCAGUGAUGGCGUCUCUGCUCCAGUCUGUGGAGACUCUGCUGUAUCGUCUAUGUGGGGAGGGCUGGCACCUGAUGGACACGUCUGCACCGUGCCUCAGGGAGAGAGAUGCACGCCGGGACCUGCAGACACACGAAUACACACCUGAGAUCCAGGACUCCCUGCAGAGUCUCCCCUGCUCACAGGAAGCAGCAACAGGUGAGGACCCUCCUCCACCUCCAUCUCCCCCCGCCACACCACUGUCCCCUGUCCCUCUGGAGAGUCUCUCCCCUCCACACUUCUCCAUCUUCCUGUUCGGCUGCCAUGUGCUGCGCCUGCUGCGCACCAUCCAGGGCUUCCCACAGGUCUUACUGCUCCCGGCCAAGAGUGUGCCAACCCCAUCGGCCUCUCACACAGACAGACUGGUGGCGUACUGCUGCGGGGACUUUUAUUUUGACAGCCACAAUCAGAUCCUGUACCUGCUGGAGUCGCGGCUGCAGGACGUGGGCCAGUUUGUGGCCGUGCUGGUGCAUGCUGUGGCCUACAUCAGCUGUGGCAUGGAGGGAGCUCGGGCCACAGAGUUCAUGCAGGCGUUUCAUAAGGCUGUGUCACUGAUGGCCUUAGAGCUGUUCACACACACUUUCAACCAGCAACAGAGUUGUACGGAGGAUGAGGAGAGCAGGAGUAUUCGAGGCGCACUGGUGGAGGAGUUCCUGAGUAUGAAAGUGGCACCUAGUGACAUGCACCUCACACCACAGCUGUUGCAGGAGAGGCUUCAGAAGUACAAAUAUUUCAAGUUGGAGGAAAUUCUUAAGGACCUUGGUCAGGAAAAGCAGGCCGAAGGAGCAGAUUGGGGCUGUGAUGCUACUCCUGGCCAGGUGUGUGUGGAGCGGGAGGUAAAGAGACGUGUACCAGAUAAUGAAGUGUACCAGCAGCUGGCCCCACUCCUCCAGAGCCCAGACACACACACACAGCCCCUACCUAGUGCGGUCUCGCUCUCUCAGGCACCUGCAGAGGCAGCCGAGAGCCAGGAGAGGACCCUACUGCUGGGCAUGCAGCAGUGCACCAUAGCCAAGAGGCUGGAUGAGAUGAGAGAGAGGCUCGCCGCCAUCAAGCCUUCCAAACCAGCAUCAGAGCCCAUGCAGAAGAGACACCCGUCUCCUUCCCCUGCACCCAUCACCACCACCCCCAGCCACAGCACCAUCCUCUCCUCACACAGCCCCCAUGACGCCCCCACAGUGGGGAUCAAGUCUGAGAGCAGGAGCUCGCUACACAAGACCGAGGCACAGAGAGACUCCGCCCAGCCCACUGUUUGAGAUACACAGUGGCGGUCCUACAAUGAGUUGCGCACCCGGGCGACACUCCCUCUGACAUACCGCUCCUUUCGCAGUGGCCCAGCCCCCGUGAUAAAAAUCGGCGGCAGUCGCUUAUAACAGCUGACAAAAAACACUUAUAGUAAUGUUAUUAUUACAACAGUGUGGCAAUAGUGU
This is a messenger RNA of Engraulis encrasicolus (European anchovy), 1749 nucleotides long. RefSeq lists its product as uncharacterized. Bases 1 to 1575 code for a protein of 524 amino acids. The record is from RefSeq and is a predicted model, not a curated record. Lineage: Eukaryota; Metazoa; Chordata; Actinopteri; Clupeiformes; Engraulidae. The transcript has 12 exons.